UCGUGUUUAUUCAAAUCAUCAAAUGUAACAAAAAUGUAUUCGAUUCGAAUAUUAUUAGUGGCUGCUGUGAUUACAUUCGAUACAAUCGAUAUCAGUAUCGAACAGUCGUGGCCUUUCUCAGACGGUGAUUGUCUGGAUUUUCAAUCAUAUGAACAUUUCCGAUAUUCACCAAAUGCUCAUUAUAAUCCUGUUUCGGGUAUUGAUGGCGUGGAAUGCGCACGAAUAUGUAGUGAAAGUUCAUUACCACAUGCCGGUUUAAUUGAUCGUCGUUAUUGUCUUUGUGCUUCGGAUAUGGAAGCUGAUUCGAUUCGUGUCAUACCCAAAGUUACAAGUGAUCUUUGUGAUCAAAAUGAUUAUUAUAUACGUUAUUAUCGUGGGGAACCUCGUGGUGCGAUUCAUUCACUGAAGAUACGAUUACGUAAAGAUAUUUUUUUGGUUGAAGAUGAUAUCUAUUUUGAUCUUGUAUCCGAUGCAACUGGCCCACUGGAAUAUAAAAUUGACUUUGGUGACAAUAGUGAUUUAAUUGAUUGGACGCCAGCCAAUACAUUGCGGCAUUCUUAUUAUCUUUCUGGAACAUAUGUGGUUACAGUUGAAGCAAGAUUAAUCACUCGACCCGAUGUAAUGAUCAAACAAAUUCGUCAUAUUCGUAUUGAAAGUAAAGUGAAUAAUGAUCAUCUGAAAAUUGAAUGCCCCAAAGUUGUUGAACCAGAUGAUAAAGUUGAUUGUAAAGUUCUCAUCAAAAGCGGUACACAGAUGCAAAUGAAAAUCGGUUAUGGUGAUGGUGAACAAAGUGAUAUGAUUAAUUUACCGGAUGUUCCAAUGAAAUAUAUCGGUGUGAAUAUACCGAAAGAAAAUAACAGUCAAAUCAUGUGGGAUGAAACAUUACAACAAUCGGAUUUGGUUGUUUUUCCCAUACCCGAAGAUACGCUGAGUUUACAUGGUACCAUUCUGGCAAUCGAAGGUUAUGGAGCUAAAAUUGGUCAUUUCGUUGUUCAUGUAUUACGAAAAAUUUGUCAUGAUGAACAAGAUUGCCUUGGAUCCGUUAUUUCAUGUUUCGAGCCUAGCGCUCUGUGUUCGGCAUCAAAAAAAUGUAAUGGCGAUUGUCAACCAUUUCAUAAGAAAUCCACUCAAUAUCAAUUGAUUAAAACAUUCGAUUUGGCCAUCACAGAUGGACCAUUCCAUCUGAAAUCAUUGACAUCAUUUCGGCUAUUAUCCGAUGAUUUGAUUGCAUUCCGUAUGCGUGAUGCACAACUUGCAUAUCGUGAAUAUAUACCUGGCUUGGAUGAACCGGAUUUCAAAUUCACAAUGACCGAUGAUCAAACGGCAACGAUUUUUGAUUCAACAAAAUUCAAACGAAUAGUGGAUCGUAAAUAUUAUCUACGAUUAAUCGUUAGUGAACCACUUACAUUUACGAUGCCACAUGUCUAUAGCCAUAGUGGUCGAUAUCCAAUCAAAUUUGAAUUACGCAAUGAAUUCGACAAUGAUAAUAACGAAAUGAUAACACGCACGAAUUUCGUUAGUGUACAGAGUACAAUUUCAAAGAUGCGUUUGACUGUUAAACCACCGAAUUCGGCAGUGGGCAAAAAAGUUGAUAUUGUCGUACAAUUAAGUAAAGGAUCGAAUAUUCAACUUGAAUGGGAUUUUGGAGAUGGUAAUCAAACCACUGAACAUAUAGCAAUAAUCAAAACAAAUCGAAAAUUCAUACGUUCCCAUUAUUAUCAUUCACCCGGUAUCUAUCAUAUCAAUAUAAUGGCAGCUAAUCUACAAGGCAAUACUUCGGCUACACAUGAAAUAAUUGUUGAACACCCGGUAUUAAAAUUAUGGAAAAUGACCACUAAUUCACCGGUACUACUACCCGAUCUGGUAAAUUUCACUCUCAUUUAUCCAGAAGAGAAAAUUCUGCCAACUAAUGCUACAUUUUUCAUGAUAUUCGGCGAUGGUCAUCGACAUUUAUGGCGAAUACCUGAAGAUAAUGAAAAAUGGGAUGGUGAACAUGAAAUAACACACUUGUAUGACAAAUCUGGCCUUUACAAUAUUGAUGUAGAUAUUUCCAACGUGGUUUCGCGAUUGAAAAAACGAUUUCAAGUCGAAGUGAUGCGUCGUAUUGUUGGGCUACGAGUGGCAACAAAAAGUAUUCGAUCCGAUCAGAUUUUUAUGGAUCAAGAUAUGAUUAAAUAUACAUCAUUGAAUGCGACAUUGAAUUUCAAUAUAUCCAUUGAUACUGGUGAUAUUGAACAUUAUCUGAUCAAAAUGAAUGAUGACAUCUAUGCAAAAACCCCGGAUAAUUCAAUGAAUAUAACAUUUGAAGAAGCUGGAAUUUAUAAUCUUACGGUUUAUGGCUAUAAUCACAUACAAAAUCUAUCCACACCAUAUAGUCAAAUGAUCCAUGUAUUUUCACCGGUGAAAGGUUUGGAUGUUAUCGAUAUCAGUAAUGAUACACUCGAUGUCGAGACAAAAUAUUUUAUUAUUAACAUUGAAAAUAUUGGUACAAAUUCCUGUCUUUUGAUCGAUUAUGGUGAAAGAUCAAAAGCUGAAGAUUUCUAUACAUAUGGCGAUUAUCAUCAUUGUCAACUAUUGUUUCCAAAUCACACAAGUGUCAUACACAAUGAUACAUUGGAAGAUGUGCUAUAUGUACAACGCAAAUAUUCGAAACCUAAAGAUUAUUUUGCGUCGGUAAUAUUGGCAAACACAAUUUCACGUGAACAGCAAAAAUUCAAAGUGGUUGUCAUUGAAAUUGAUUGUAAACCACCGAUUAUAAAGAUUAAGAAUCAGGUUACAUAUUGGAAAUCUGCCCUACAAGUAUGGCGUUCAAAACCGAUUCAGCUUUAUUCAAAAACAUUCAUCGAUUGUAAUGCCACAUUUGAAUCGAAACGUUUUUGGAACGCUUAUCGUUUGGAUGCAAAAACUGGAUCAACCAUUUCAUCGAUCGAUCUAUCCGAUUUAGAUUCUUAUGAUAAAAGUUUUCUUUAUGUUUCUGCUUUUCAUAUUCCACCUGGUUAUUAUCGAUUUGAAUUUGGCAUCAAUAUGACAUGUCCAUAUCCACAUCCAGUAUUACCAAUGACAACUGUUAGUUCAACAUAUGUUCAAGUGGUGCCAUCACCAAUAAUGGCAUUAUUAGUGGAAGGUGCACAAUCACGUAUCGUACGUGGUUGGGGUCAGAUGAUUAAAUUUUCACCAAGAAAAAGUUCAAUAGAUCCAGAUGAUGUGAAUAAUAAAAAUUUUGAAAUCAAAUGGUAUUGUCGCCGGCUACCAGAUGAAAGUAUUAAUAAUCUAUUGCCAGAUGAAAGACAAAAUUUUUCUGAACCAAUUUUCGAUCGUUCAAAUUUGGAUGAAGAAUGGGGUGAUGAUGAUGCUGGUGGAUGUUUUGGACAAGGACCUGGUCGUAUCAAUUUAACAAACGACGAAGUGGAAUGGAAUACCACAGUGUUUCGCAAGGCGGAAGAAACCUAUGAAAUUGUCAUACAAAUCAUACCUGAAGAUCGUGAUCCGUCAUGGGGUGCAAUACAAUUGAAUAUAUUGAAACCGAAACCACCAUCAGUUGUAGUUGAAUGUCAAACAAAAGCUUUAUGUUAUCCUCAUUAUCCUAUUGGGCAGAAAAUCAAUCCAGUUCGUGUAGGUCUUGAAGGCCGUUGUACUGAAACUUGUGAUGGUGAACUAAUAUAUCGUUGGAAUGUUUAUGGUGUUGAUAAUAGUACAGAAGUACAUCUUUCACAAGCCGAUAAAUAUGUUGUCGGUAUUGAUGAACCAAAAAUGGCACUGGGCAUAGCCUUUUUUCAAGAAUAUUAUCCUCGAUUCAAAGAUUUCUUUGUUCGUUUAAGCAUCAUGAAUGAACGCCGCUUAAAAGGUGAAUCUGAUAUAUUUCUGCAUAUCAAUCAACCACCGGAAGGUGGUGAAUGUCAAUUAAAAUAUACAAAAACACGUGCAUUAUUGGAUCGUAUUAUAGCACGAUGUUCAAUGUGGAUAGAUCCAGAAGAUCGACCUAUUGACUAUUAUGGAUUCUGGAUUCGUAAUGUACAUGAUGGUGUCGUCAGUUAUCUAAUGUACGGUCCAGAUAGGCGUGUUCAAUUAAUAUUACCAUAUGGUAAUUUCACUAUCGGUGUUGAUAUUCGUGAUAAAGAAGGUGCAUUGACCAAAGUUGAAAUGGCAAACAUAACAACAACAUUACCGACCAUUGAAGAAUAUGAUAAAUUCAUGAAUUCCAAAACAUUGGAAAAAACCGAUGCAUCAGGUGAUCAAGCAUCAAUGAAUAUGAUGGCACAAGCAUUAUCAUCCUUAUUAAAUAUUAAUUUUGGACAACAAAAAAAAUUAAAUUCAACCUCAACAACGACGACGACAACCACAACGACAACGACAACCACAACAACAGCGUCAUAUGAUUAUAUUGAUGAAAAUGAUAGUGAACGUGAAGCACAAACAAAAGCGAAAAUUGUCAAAUCAAUCAGUACAAUGAUGAAUGCAGAUACAUUGUUUAGUUUGGAACAAAUUGGCAGUGCUCUCACUGCAUUGGCCGGCAAAGGAAAAGGUGUCGAUAAUGAUGCUAAAGAGAUGAUCAUUCAUCUGUUGAAUAAAACCAUAUCGAUUGCUUCAGAUAUUCAAGUUGAAUCACCACAACAAUUAUUGGAUUUCUGUCGAUUUGCUGUCGGUACAAUGGGCGGUAUUGUGAAUCGAAUGUCUGAACAAAUCGUUUCCGGCGUUGUAUUGCCUACCGAUAGAUCAAAAGGAUGGAAUCUUGAUUAUAGUGUGGAAGUACCUGAUGUUGAUGAUGAACCAGAUUAUAUAAUGGAUGCACAAACCUCGGUGGAAGAUGCGUUGAAAAAAGCUGUAAUUCGUGCUGAACGCCAAAUUGCGGAAUUACAAAUUCGUCAGAUGAUUGAGCUGACAAUCAAUUUGGUGUUGUCAAUAUUGAAAAAUAUUGUUGUCGGUGAAGAACCGAUUCAAUUUGUUGCACCAAGUGGACUAGUUCUCACUAUUGCUAUGUAUCCGAAAGGAUCGAUAUCGAAUAAAGUGAUCAAACAUGAAGAUUCAACAUAUAUUUUUCCACAUGUUUGUGAUAUAUUAACUGGACAAAAUUGUUUUGGAAAUGAAACACUGGGUAUUCUUGCUGUAUCAUGGCCAUCAAUACUUGAAUCAUAUGGUAAUAGUGUUGAUUUGUUGUCUGAAGAUACGAAAACAUUACAAUUAUUGGUAAUAAAUGAAACAUUGGACAUAUUGAAUGUUCAUAAUACAACCGAACCGUUUAGUAUAAUUGUGCCAAGAAAAUCAGCACAGCAACUGGAUACAGAAGAAACUGAUCUAUCAUAUGUGGUACCAAAAUUGAAAUUCUAUGAAUCAAUGGUAUAUCAUCAGGUAAUGGUGGAAAAAGCUGAUUCAGCCAUGAGUAUUGAAAUUCGACCAACAAAUCCUGAUUCAGAUCUAUUGCUCUAUGUGAAAUAUCGGGAGAAACCAUUGUUUGAUUAUUGGGAUCUUAUCAUACCGAUAAAAAUGGCUAAAAAAUCAAAAGAUGGUUCAUACAACGUAUUCCUAUCCAAUCAGGUUAUACGCAAUCGUACGGGAUUCUUCUACGUUGGUGUCGUCGAGAUUGAUCGCGUCAAAGUUGGCCAAUCAAGUGAAUCAUAUAUACUGGAUGAAGUAUUGGUUAUUGAUCAACAACAACAAUCGGAUCGAAAUUAUAGCAUCACCAAUUAUACAUUACCUGGUGCAUUACGUGAAUAUAGUACGAAUUAUUCGAUGAAAAUCUUCACAUCUGGUUGUUAUUUUUUCGAUUAUCAUCGUAAAAUAUGGACAGCUGAAGGUUGUACAGUAGAAUCGGCAAAUUAUGCAAUGACACAUUGCCGUUGUAAUCAUUUGACAUCAUUUGGUUCAGGAUUUUUCGUCAUGCCAAAUUCGAUUGAUUUCUCCUAUGUAUUUGCAAACGCUGGUUUCUCCGAUAAUGUUACCAUUUAUAUGACAAUUGCCAUAACAUUGACUAUUUAUGCUAUCCUAUUGACAUGGGCCAGGAAAAAUGAUGAUGAAGACCUAAUGAAACUUGGAUCGACACCAUUGCCAGAUAAUAAUUCAAUGGCAAAAUAUCUAUAUGAAGUUAUUGUCUACACUGGUGAUAAAGAUGAAGCAGCAACCGAUUCAAAGAUUCAAUUCAUACUGUCUGGUGAAGAUGAAGAAACCGGUGUACGUACAUUGGUCGAUCCAUUUCGUAAAGCAUUCCAGAAAGGUGAAACAAAUUCAUUUGUAAUGGCCACAACGAAACGUUUGGGCCGAUUGAAUUAUAUUCGUAUUUGGCAUGAUAAUAGUGGUGAAGGAAAAUUCAAAUCCUGGUUCCUGAGUUUUAUUGUCGUUAAAGAUAUUCAAACCGGUGAAAAAUAUGAAUUUAUCUGCAAUAAAUGGCUAGCUGUAGAGAAAGAUGACGGUUCUAUUGAUCGAUUGCUUCCGGUUGCGAGUCAAGAAGAAGCCACACAAUUUACACAUUUAUUCCAUCAGACAACACAGAAAAAUCUAGCUGAUGGACAUUUAUGGUUUUCAAUUUUUAUGCGUCCACCACGUAGCCGUUUCACUCGGGUACAACGUGUUUCUUGUUGUAUGGCUUUACUUUAUCUAUCCAUGCUGGUCAAUGCAAUGUGGUAUCAACGCGUUCCGUCGAAACCAACUGGAUCAUCCAUUGAAGUUGGUCCAUUUUCACUUUCACCCGAACAAAUUGGUGUUGGUUUCUUGUCUAAUUUGAUUGUAUUUCCUGUGACAUUCUUGAUCAUCAUUUGUUUCCGCAAAGCUCGUCUACGUCGAUUGCGUCCAUCACGUAUUACGGAAGCAUUGAAAAAACAAAAAAUUUAUAUUGAACAGAUGAAAACAAAAACAUCGUCAUUGGAUCAAUCAUCAAUGAAUAAAGCGAAAGGUGAAGAUUAUACCAAUUUGAAUCAGAAUCAGCAGCAGCAGCAACAACAACAACAACAACAACAAAGAAGAAUCAUUCGAAAAGAAUCGAAACGAUUUACAUUGCCAUUCUAUUUUCGUUAUGUGGGUUGGUCAUUAUGUUUCCUAUCAAUUGGUGUAUCAAUAUUUUUUCUAUGGGCAUAUGGAAUACAAUUUGGUGAUGAAAAAACAAGAAAAUGGAUUACAUCAUUGAUAAUUUCAUUUUUUGCAUCCAUACUGGUUACACAACCAAUCAAAGUAUUUCUUACGGCAUUAAUAUUGGCAACACUGUUCAAAUCACCAGAAGUUGACAUUGAUGACAGUGAAGAAGAUGAAGAUGAUAUCGAUCUGUCAUUAUUGGAAGCCACCAAUAAUAAUGGACAAUGGUUGCGACAAUCCGAUAAUUAUUCGCAUCGAUCACAAAUGUAUCGAUCACCGAAUGCAACAUUGUUAUCAAGGAUGAAAGCUCAACGAUUGAAAGAGAUUAAAAUCAUAUUGAUCUUGAAAGAUAUAUUCUCUUAUCUUUGUUUCUUGUGGAUAUUGACCGUUAUUGGCUAUGCUAAUCGUGAUCCAUCAGCAUAUCUGAUGAAAGAAACAUUAGUUAAAACAGUUAUCGAGGAUUCGAUCAAUAAGAUUAAUUUUAUGAAUAUUCGUACGGCUGAUGAUAUGUGGAAUUGGGUGGACAAUACAUUGAUUACCAAUCUAUUGAUUGGUCAAUGGUAUAAUGGUUAUAAACCACUUGGCUUACGUGGUUUCAUGAAUGAUCGUGUUAAUCGCAUGAUGGGCUAUGGCAUUCUACGACAAAUACGUAUUAAACCGAAUACAUGCGAACCAGAAAUCUAUCUCCGUCAUGUAAUUGAUCGUUGUCGUGCAUAUUCCAGUGUCAUACAUGAAGAUCAGAUGAGCUAUCUACCAGGAUGGCAACAACCAUCCGAAUGGUCAUAUGUUAAUGAAUCGAUACCACGAAGUAAAUCAGGUCUACUUAAUCCAUCGAAAAGUCUUAAAGAUGAAUGGAAUUAUCGUACAUCAAGAGAAUUGGAUGGUUUUUCUUUUCUUGGUAAACUAGAUAUCUAUAGCGGUAGUGGUUAUGUGAUACCAUUGAAAGGAUCACGUGAUGAAUUAAAAGCACGAAUUGGACACUUACUAGCACAGAAUUGGAUCGAUGAACGUACAAGAGCAUUGAUUGCUGAAUUUUCUGUCUACAAUGCACAGGCUAACUUGUUUGGUAUCGUAACUUGUGUUUCAGAAUUUCAACCUGGUGGUGGUAUCAUUCCAACAUAUCGUAUCGAUGUGGUUCGAUUGAUGCGUCAUCAUCAAGGAUCAGGAAUGUUUGUCAUUUUGUGUGAAAUAAUCUAUUUGAUUUUCAUCAUUUAUUUCACUGUACGUGAAUUGAAAUUCUGGCGUCAACAAGGUUCAGCUUAUCUCCGUAGCUAUUGGAAUUGGGCCGAGAUAUUCAUCAUAAUCAUGUCAUAUGUGGCCAUCGGCCUAUACAUUUAUCGUAUCAUAUUGACCAAUCAAAUUUUAUCGAUAUUUCAUCAAAGUCAUGGAAAUGGCUAUGUUAAACUGCAAUAUGUUAGCUUGGUUGAUGAACUAUUUGGUUACAUUUUGGCAUUCAUCGUUUUUGUUGCUAUACUGAAAUUUAUAAAAUUGUUGCGAUUCAACAAACGUAUGGGAAUCUUGUAUGCAACAUUGGCACAAUGUUCAAAAGAUUUGAAAUCAUUUUCCAUUGUAUUCUGUACGGUAUUCUUUGCAUUCGUGCAAAUGUUUUACGUUCUGUUCGGCGUAACCAUGAAAGAAUAUUCAUCAUUUAUUAAUGCAGCCGAAACCACAUUCGGUAUGGUGACUGGUAAAUUCAAUUUCGAAUCCAUGGUAAUUGCAUCACCAUUAUUGGGACCAUUAGUAUUUUUCAUAUUCGUUCUUUGCACGAGUAUCAUUUUGGUCAACAUUUUCCUCACGUUAAUUAUUAGCGCAUUUGAAACAGUCAAAAGAGAUGUUAUGAAACAGGAUAAUGAAUACGAAAUUAUUGAUUUUAUGAUGAAAAAAUUCAAAAGUAUGCUUGGUCUUUAUUCAUUUUCAUCGGAUUUAUUUGAAGAACAAAUGGAUGAAAAAGAACGACAAAUGAAAUUGAUCGAAGAACGUAUCGAAUCAUUACCGGGCAAAUUUCAACAACUUAAACAACAUCUCUUGGCUAACGGUAACAACAAAAUGACGAUCAUACACAAAGAAACAACAAAGAAACAAAAUGAACCAAUCGUAUUGGAUGUACGUGGAUUAGAUAAUCGUCAUCGAUUAUCACGGAAAAAUGUUCGAUUGUUACACCAUAUGAGUAGUAAUGAUUCGAUGAAUCGAUCAUCAAAACGAAAUCAAAGAAAAUUCGCUGAACAAACUAGUGGCAUACAAAAAGUUUCAUUCCUUGAUUGGAACGAAGUUGAGGAUUAAGAAUGUGUACAUGAAAAUCAAAAUCAAAAAUCAAAAAUUAUUUUAUUAUAACCAAAAAUAAUUUGUAGAAGUAGUGAAACUUGA
Dermatophagoides farinae (American house dust mite) is the source of this 9423-nucleotide messenger RNA. RefSeq lists its product as uncharacterized. The record is from RefSeq and is a predicted model, not a curated record. Gene Ontology annotation, biological process: detection of mechanical stimulus. Gene Ontology annotation, molecular function: protein binding; calcium channel activity. Gene Ontology annotation, cellular component: membrane. Lineage: Eukaryota; Metazoa; Arthropoda; Arachnida; Sarcoptiformes; Pyroglyphidae.